This is a messenger RNA of Anisakis simplex (herring worm), 1120 nucleotides long. The record is from the annotation of a GenBank genome assembly. NCBI's taxonomy places the organism in Eukaryota, Metazoa, Nematoda, Chromadorea, Rhabditida, Anisakidae.
UCACCUCACUGAUAACGGUGAUAAGCCGUUAUCAGAUUCGAGAUUCGACAGUUGCGGAAGACGUUGUCUCAAUUUGAUCAUCACGCUCUUUAUUGUUAUCAAUAUAUUCGCUAUCGCCUCACUUCUGAUCAGCAGUCAAUACGCUGAAUACGGAGCCACUCAGCUGCCGCAUCGGUUGAGCUUGUGCUACGAUGAUCUGCUACUCUAUAAACGAACCACUGAUAAGCAGAUUCGACGUUUACUCGUGGAUGAUUUUCAAAAGCUGAAUAUAUCUUUGGAGAAUAACGUAUCGAAUGCGGGCAGUUGGCUGAUUCAACGGCUCGGGCAGCUCACCGGGGGUGUGCAAGCCGUGGAACAGCUCCGGAACACCUCAAAAACUGCCAUCGAGCUGAAGCAACUGAUUCGAGAUGCGCGAGAUGAAAUCGACUCGUUAAAUAUUGAAUUUAAAAAAUUCCGGAUCGAUUUCACGAAACUGCGACGUACUUCUCUCGAUGAACUGCAGUCGACGUGUUCAAAUAACAAUGGUGGUGAUGAUAUUAUCGGGAAUAUUUGUGGGAAAGUAGAGAACUUAUUGAACAGUAUUGAUCAGGCAUUACCGAUCAGUGAUUUGGUGAUCGCUGAGAAAAUCCUUCCCGAACGGAUAUUCUACGAGCUGGAUCGCGUAACGGCUUCAAAUUUAACGCAGUUGAGUGCAAAUUUUUACGCUGAUGACGGUGAUCUGCACGAUAUCGAGAAGGAAUUGCAGGCCGAAAUCGAUCACAAUCGAUACGCCGCCCAGACCAUGCUAAAGCAGAUCGGUGAUGAUCUGUACGGUGUAUCGGAAACGAUUUCCGUUGAGUUGAGAGAUAUCGAUUUCGAUGGUUUCAAGCAAUCGAUGGAACGGACCUUCAAUAGUGAUCACGUGGAUUAUGCCAGAUAUGUGGAAUACAGUUGGUUUGCUGUAUUGGCUCUAUCGGGUGUGUACGCUCUGAUAGCGGUUUACUUUUUAUUUGGUCUAUUUUACGGGAUGUGUGGCAGGAGACCGACGUUGUAUAACGACGACUGCUGUGUCCGCUCGACUGGCAGUAAAUUAUUUGGGUGGUUAGUGAAAUUUCAUUCAAUUUUUCCAUUUUUCAGAUGA